AUGGGUUCCGCUCGGCGUAGUUGGCGGCUUGAUUCUAAAGAAAUUUUUGAUGUUUUGGUAAAUGAUGUUGACUCAGACAUUGAGGAAGACCCGGAAAUUCAAAUUGAAGAGGUAAUUCAAGACUUACAAGAGGUGGUAUCGUUCCAAGAUCAAGAUAAUGAUGAUGCAUGUCAGAAAACAUAUCUGAACCAGAACAGGGUCGAAGCCGGGGUCGCUCGACUACCCGCUGCAGCGGCGGCAGACAUGCAUCAACUUCUGUCAGGGAAAUGGACGAAGCUAAUAGAUGGUCAUACCAAGCAGUGCAGCAGCUGCUUGAAAAUCCAGUAUUUCAAGAAAUAUCUCGCGUAUUAG
Molecule: messenger RNA, 351 nt
Organism: Parnassius apollo (apollo)
Lineage: Eukaryota; Metazoa; Arthropoda; Insecta; Lepidoptera; Papilionidae
Source: the annotation of a GenBank genome assembly